Molecule: messenger RNA, 1464 nt
Organism: Helobdella robusta
Lineage: Eukaryota; Metazoa; Annelida; Clitellata; Rhynchobdellida; Glossiphoniidae
Exons: 2
Coding region: 176-949 (257 amino acids)
Cellular component (GO): membrane
Source: RefSeq, a predicted model, not a curated record
UUAAUAACAUUUGUUUAUUGUUUAUGUUUUUACGAUCAGCUGGUACGAAAUAAUUGUGUCCAUUGUGUUUUUAAAUAAUAUUUAAUAAGAUAAUAAUUAUUAUAUUAUUAUUGCUAUAUAUAAUUGUUUGAUUUUUUGUUUCUCUCGAGUUUGCAUUCAAUUGCUAGGGAAGAAAAUGUCUGCUGUUGGUGUUCGUGUGGAGAGGGACAAACCUCUGACUGUGUUCAAGAGUGUUGCUCCAAAGAUGGUUCCCUUCAUGAAGACUUUGGCAGUUUACUUCAUCUUGUUUGGACCGGCUGCCAAAUACGAAUCCAUCUUGUACUGCAUCAUCAAAUGUCUUCCAAUCAUUUCCCUCAUCGUCUUUGUCCUUCUGCAUGGAAUGAGUUUCUCUGAAUAUUAUUCAUAUUCAAGGAAGGUGAUGUUUGGUUUGGUGUUCUGCUGCAUUGGGGAUGCCUUCAUGGUGUGGAAAACUUGUGGAUACUUCAUGCACUCCAUGUUCUUCUUUGGGUUAGGACAGAUUUGCUACACGUCUGCUUUUGGGUUCAAGCCAUUCAACAUUCUGGCAGCUCUCUUCAUAGGACUGAUCAAUGGUGCAAUGUACUUCUUUUUCUUUAGUGGUGUCAAAAGGUCGAUAGCGAUAUUCUUGGGAGUAUAUGUGGUCCUGCUGAGUAUGAUGGUGUGGAGAGCUGUUUCAAGGGUCAGGUUUUUUGAUGACCUCUGGACCUGGACCAAGCUCUGCAGCUGCGUUGGAGCCGUUCUCUUCAUGAUUUCAGAUUUCACGAUCGGGAUACAUGCAUUUUACACACCACUCUACUACUCGCAUCAGAUCAUCAUGACGACGUACUAUGCGGCACAGUUUGGGAUUGCACUGUCGGUGGUGGACAGUCAAGUUGAUGCUUUCCUGGCCGAAGAAAUCAGCAGAUACGAGAAGAGUUUGAAGUCUGAAUGAGUGUCCUGCUACUGCUACUGAAUAUGAGUGAAUGUAGGUAAACGUGUGUAGAUGUGUUUGGUGUAAAAUAUGUUUCAUGAACAAUCUCGAACAGGUAUUGAACUUCUUAUAUGAUUCCAACAACAUAAUAAGAUUCUUUUUUAAAGAUUUAUUACAUUAGAUUUGUUGUCACAUUCUUCAUGGCUUUUCUUUUACACAUCUCCCAAAUUAAAUUUUUCAAAUAUGUUUGAAGAGCUUGUUAGAAAUUUCGUGAAGAUGUGAUUUGAAAUAUUUUGCAAAUUUUUUAUUGUUGAUAAUUUCGAUGUUUCUUGGUUACUAACCAUCUAGUCCUUCGGUCUUGUUAUGAAAGCGCAAGUUGGUGUUUGGAGAAAAAAUGAUGUAGUCACCUAGCUAUGUACAGACGAUAGAUUUAAAAAGUAAAAUUUGUGAUUUUUCAGGUUUCAAUUUUUUGUUGUAUAUAAAUAAUUACAUGAAGAAUUAAUUUUUUUAUUUGGAACUUGAUGGAUUUAAAUGAA